This is a messenger RNA of Pelagomonas calceolata, 851 nucleotides long. Lineage: Eukaryota; Pelagophyceae; Pelagomonadales; Pelagomonadaceae. The record is from the annotation of a GenBank genome assembly.
CUCGUCCGCUUUUUGGCCAGCGAGUGCGUCUGCGACAGCGACGAGCAUACAUAGUCUUUAUUUUGCAAUACCGCGAUGCUGCUCGCCAGGCGAGCACAGCUUUCACUGCUGCGGGCCAAUACAAGGGCUCACCACAGCAUCACAGCUGGUGCCUGCAGCCGCACGCCUGCAGCACAUACGUCCGCAGCACGCCCGUCGCCGCGCAGCCUCACCACCGGUUCGCGAGCGUUCGCGCAGAAGCCAGCCCGAGCCUUCGCCACCGCAAGUGGCGACGACCGCACGAAGGAAAAGGAGCCGUCGCGCUGGGAGAAAUUACAACAACUCUUUCGGGAGCACGGCGUGGCCUUCGGCGCGCUGUACGUCGGCGCGAACGUCGUGACUUUCAUCCCCAUCUUCGGCGCAUUGACCAUUGGUGGUGUGGACGGCCCGGAGCUCAUCCUCUGGGCGGCGGACCAAUUGGAGAUCACUUAUGAUCUGUCCUUCAUCAAUACAAUCCACAAGGAUUUGGUGAACGCGUUCAUCGCGCUCGAGCUCAACGCGUGGGUCGAGCCGGUCCGGCUGCCGGCGGUCAUCGCGUACACGCCGCGGGCUUCUCGGUGGUUGAAGGCGCGGCGGGGUGGUGAGGUGCCUGUGGAGUCUGUGAAGGCUGAGCCGGAGCCUGUGAAGGCCACCGAGCCGGAGCCGGCGCCGGAGCCAGAAUCGGCGCCAAAGCCGGCGCGCAACAACCAAAAGCGGAGGCGUCGGAGGCGUGGGGGAUGAUGAUAGUAAUCUGUGUCUAUGUCCGUAUCGACGGGUUCGGUUUAUCUGCUGUAGUAAUCUUAGGCGGGGCGCCUCGCAGGAUAGCGUUCACU